Pieris napi is the source of this 854-nucleotide messenger RNA. RefSeq names its product chymotrypsin-2-like. Bases 30 to 836 code for a protein of 268 amino acids. Gene Ontology annotation, biological process: proteolysis. The transcript has 5 exons. The record is from RefSeq and is a predicted model, not a curated record. Gene Ontology annotation, molecular function: serine-type endopeptidase activity. Lineage: Eukaryota; Metazoa; Arthropoda; Insecta; Lepidoptera; Pieridae.
GUCAAAGCAAGGACAGGACUCCAAGUAAAAUGUUUCUCCAUUUUGGAAUAUUACUCCUUCUGUCCCAAGGACUCCUUGGCGAAGUGGACGUUUCGGAAGCUAUAGAUGGAGACAGCCGAAUAAUCGGUGGCCAAGAUGCCACUCCAGGCAUGGCUAACUACCAAGUUUCAUUGCGUAGUCAUAGACGAAAAGAAGAAUGGCACAGUUGCGGAGGUUCUAUUUUAAACGAAGAGUACGUGUUAACAGCCGCUCAUUGCGUUUAUCAGAAAAAUAUAAAAGGGAUGUCGAUAGUGGUUGGCAGUCACACGAUCGAUAAAGGAGGCGACCGUUACAAGAUUAAAAAAUAUGUGGUUCAUAAAAAGUAUUCUGAGGAGACUCUAAAGAAUGACAUAGCCAUCCUUCAGAUCGAAGGCAAAAUCAAAUUCAGCGAUAAGGUUCAACCGAUUGAAUUGUUAAAAGAAAUGGCACCUAUUGGAAAGAAAUGUCUCUUGACUGGCUGGGGAUACGUAGACUAUCACAGGCAAACUAUACCAAACAAUCUUCAAAUGUUGGAGUUCGAAACAAUAAGCAAUAACGACUGCAAUGAACAAUUAAAACGUGUGCCUUACCUUUCGCGUUAUCUGCCCAUAGACGACGGACAACUUUGCGUUAAGCGCCCGAACGACAAAGGUGCAUGCCAUGGUGAUUCUGGUGGACCUCUCGUCAUUCAGGACGAUAAGAACAAAACUCUUCAAAUAGGAGUCGUGUCCUGGGGAAUUCCUUGCGCCAAAGACUUUCCUGAUGUAUUUGCUUCAGUCCAUGGUUUCUACGAUUGGAUACAGAGCAUAAUUAAAUGAAUUAUUCAAUUAUUCAAU